Molecule: messenger RNA, 741 nt
Organism: Colletotrichum godetiae
Lineage: Eukaryota; Fungi; Ascomycota; Sordariomycetes; Glomerellales; Glomerellaceae
Exons: 2
Coding region: 1-741 (246 amino acids)
Source: RefSeq, a predicted model, not a curated record
AUGCCUUCUCGAACCUCCAUACAGUAUCUUUUGGCGCCCACUGCGGCCACGCCGACACUUCUUGACGAGACGAAGGCUGUUCAAGAAGACAUGGUCGGACCGCACACCUCGCCCGCUGCUGCCAUGUCACCGUCAAUAAAUUUCCAGCGCCAACAAGCAGACGUGGAAUUGUAUUCUGACAUCAGAGGCCAUUCCACGUCGGCGUGCUCGUUAUUAUCGCCUGCAAAGCUGACGUCCUCUGGGCAACCGACCUUUGACGAUAUGGUCUCGGUAUAUACACGGCAGUCCUCAGACGUCACGUCCUCGAGUAUGGCUCUCCAGGAACAGAUGUUCAGCGGAUAUCACAAUGUGGGCUCCGCUGGCCUUUUGGCCCACUCAGCAGUCUACGAUCCAGCCUUUCUUUAUGCGGCUCACGAUUGCUACUGUGGAUGGUAUGCUGGGUGCGGAAUCUGUGUGUUCAAGCCAGUGGAGCAUAGCAUACCGAGCGGCUCUUGUACGGAGAGCUCACAUCUCCAAACCGGGUUCACUGAUGGAUAUCUGACAAACGCGGCUGAUUCGUCUCACGCUAUCUAUGAUGAGCCGCUCUCCCCGUGGGUCUAUGAUCUUGAUGGCCGGCCUAUCUCGCAACAGGGCUUUGUUCUUGGAAACGUCGACGACGGAGGUGUUAUUGGGGAGAACGUUAGACCUACUACUCUUCCAGUAUCGGCUUUUCCCGAGCAGAUAACCGCGUGGAAAGAUUGA